Messenger RNA from Eremothecium cymbalariae DBVPG#7215, 1107 nucleotides. It is a transcript of the gene SHY1, whose product is annotated as cytochrome oxidase assembly protein SHY1. The record is from RefSeq and is a predicted model, not a curated record. Gene Ontology annotation, biological process: mitochondrial respiratory chain complex IV assembly. Gene Ontology annotation, cellular component: membrane; mitochondrion. NCBI's taxonomy places the organism in Eukaryota, Fungi, Ascomycota, Saccharomycetes, Saccharomycetales, Saccharomycetaceae. Bases 1 to 1107 code for a protein of 368 amino acids. The transcript has a single exon.
AUGCUUAAGUUCAAGAGGCUCCAAGCUAACGGGGGCUGUUUUUGGUUACAGUUCAAUAAAGUCAAUAAAGGCCAGUUUCGGACAGUAAAGACAUCCAUAGUCGACUGGAAACCAAUCCGUACUACCAAAACUCCAGAGGAUAAAGAACAGAAGGACAGAAAAUGGUCAAGAAGGAUAUUGCUCACCUUAAUGUGUGCAAUUCCAAUAAGUUCCUUAUAUUUGGGUAAUUGGCAAUUGCGUCGUUUGAAGUGGAAGACAAAGUUGAUAGCCUCCAGCGAAGACAAGUUAUCGUAUGAUCCUAUUCCGCUGCCCAAAAACUUUACAGCAGAUAUGUGUGAAGACUGGGAAUACCGAAAAGUGAUUUUAAAGGGCGAAUUCCAACACCAAGAGGAGAUAUUUGUUGGGCCCCGUUCCAAAAAUGGUGCCAAGGGUUAUAUAUUGUUCACGCCCUUUGUGAGAAAGGAUACGGGUGAACGUUUUCUCAUCGAAAGAGGAUGGAUUAGCGAAGAAAAUGUUGUUCCAACAAAACGAGGUUUACCCCAUCUAUCUGUACCCAAAGGUGAUAAUGUGGAAGUCUGUUGUUUAGUGAGAAACCCCAUGAAAAAAGGCAGGUUUCAAUGGGAUAAGUCCGACCCUGGGAGUCGUGUAUGGCAGGUCCCGGACUUCCCCCAAAUGUUUGCAGUCUCAAAUACUGCCCCAGUUCAUCUACAAGCCAUUUUAGACUAUAAAGACCACCAUUGGCCUGAGAACGAACCCGUGACAUCUGAAGAUACCACCGCAGCAAAUAAGAAGCACGCAUGGUGGAAAUUUUGGACUAAAAAUAACGUACAAGAGAGUCAACCCAUUGUUUCUGCUGCCACUAAUCCCCCUCAAAAUUCUGAAUUCGAAUUCAGUGAAUACCAAUUCAUCAAAGCAGGUGUUCCAAUUGGGAAGCCCCCAAAGAUUGAUCUCAGAAACACACACCUACAAUACAUGUUCACCUGGUAUGGCUUAUCCUUCCUUUCAACAGUCUACCUCAUUGUCGCCUUAAGGAAUUCUCGCGGCAGCGCAGUUUCCCAAACCAAGCUGAAGAGCGAAAAGUUGCUACACGCUAAAAGAAAUAUGUAA